Molecule: messenger RNA, 2139 nt
Organism: Aureobasidium melanogenum CBS 110374
Lineage: Eukaryota; Fungi; Ascomycota; Dothideomycetes; Dothideales; Saccotheciaceae
Product: multispanning membrane protein
Exons: 3
Coding region: 1-2139 (712 amino acids)
Biological process (GO): vacuolar transport; protein localization to membrane
Cellular component (GO): membrane; Golgi apparatus
Source: RefSeq, a predicted model, not a curated record
AUGGCCACCCAACUACCACCAAGCAGGAGCCUCUGGGCUGCCUUCCUCCUCCUGAUCUCUUUUUCACACGCCUUCUAUAUUCCUGGAUGGUCAAUAAAGAGCUACAGUGAUGGCGACGUGAUCCCACUGCUCGUCAACAAGGUCUACUCGGACAAGACCCAAAUUCAAUAUGCCUAUUCUGAGCUCCCUUUCGUAUGCCCUCCCAGUGGCCGUCGAAGAGUCGGUGGUCUCAUCUCUGGAUCGAGUAUCGCACUGAACCUGGGCGAGGUCCUCCGAGGUGAUCGCAUCGUCGUCAGUGACUAUGAAUUGGAGAUGGGAAAAGAUGACGAGGUCCACUACCUCUGUAGCCACAAGGUCGACAGGGCAGGUCUGAAGAGGGCUCAAGAGAUUGUGAAGGACAACUACGUGGCCGAAUGGGUCGUCGACAACUUGCCCGGCGCAACCAACUUCGUGUCGGCCGACAAGACUCGCAAAUACUACGCAUCGGGCUUCAAGAUGGGCUUCCAAGAUGAGGAUCCCACUACCGGUCGUCCACGUUAUUUCAUCAACAACCACGUCACACUCGUCAUUCGCUACCACAUGGCUCCAGGAAGAGAUGGUCAACAAGGCAAGAAGGUCAUAGUCGGUUUUGAGGUCUAUGCAAAGAGCAUCGAGUCUGGCAAUAGAGACGCUCAGGGUAUACCCGCUUCCAUCGCCGACGUCAGCAAUGGCAUGGAGCUGACCAUGCGUAAAAACGGCACUGCCGCUGCCGCUUACUAUUCCUCGGACUCGACCUACCAUCCAGCUUCUAUCGACGAUGUCGACGAGGAUGCCACCCUCACCAUUCCCUAUACCUAUUCGGUCUACUUCCGCGAGGAGCCACAUGUCGAGUGGCAGAACCGUUGGAGUCUGUUCUUCGCCGACCAGGAUGACACCACUGGUACCCAUUGGUUCGCCAUCGUCAACUCGAUCAUCAUUUCUGGACUGCUCACAGCCGUUGUUGCAGUGAUCUUCGCUCGCACCAUUCGUGGUGAUCUCAAGGCUGCCAGCGUCGAAGAUGGUAAGCUCAAGGUCAAGCGCGGCAGGACUGGCACUCGAUCCCCUCGUAAGCCCGACGAGAAAACCGGAGGUCUGCUCGACCAAGGCGAUGUCGACAACGACAUCUCAUCGGAUGAUGAACCUGUGGAAGAUCUCACUGGUUGGAAGUUGGUGCACGCAGACGUCUUCCGUACCCCUGCAAAUGGUGGUGUUCUGGCCGCCCUUGUCGGCUCCGGAACUCAGCUGAUCUUCGUGGUCGCUGGCUUGAUCAUCCUAUCUUGCUUCGGCAUUCUCAAUCCUUCCUUCAGAGGCGGCUUUAUCAGCGUCGCUGUUGCUCUCUUCGUCCUCGCUGGCCUUAUCUCCGGAUACUUCAGUGCGCGUGUAUACAAGACCUUUUCUGGCCAGUUCUGGAAGAAAAACUGCUUCGUCACUGCGACUCUAUUUCCUGGUCUUGUUUUCACAAUCAUCUUCAUUCUCAAUCUCUUUGUCUGGGCACAGGCUUCGAGCACCGCUCUACCCUUCGGAACACUCGUCGGUCUUGUUGCACUUUGGCUUCUUAUUCAACUCCCUCUCGUCUACAUUGGCUCUUGGUAUGGAUAUGUGCGUGUCGGGGCUUGGACUCACCCGAUCAGAGCAAGUACCAUUCCUCGUCAGAUUCCCCAGCAGAGCUGGUACAUCCGCAGCUGGCAGAGUGUCCUUCUUGCAGGUUUACCGGCGUUCUUUGUUGUUGCUAUCGAGCUCAUGUUCGUCUUCAAGAGUAUCUGGCAAGACAAGAGCGGCUACUACUAUGUUUUCGGCUUCCUCGCUGUCGUAGCAGUCAUGCUCGUUGCAGUAGUGAUGGAGGUCACGGUCAUAGCUGUUUACAUUCAGCUAUGCUCUGAGAACUAUCACUGGUGGUGGCACAGCUUCAUGGUCGGUGCCUCGAGCAGUUUCUGGAUCUUCGCCUAUUGCGUUUAUUACUACUUUAAUCACCUGCACAUUCAUGGCUUCGUCUCGUCGUUGCUCUUCUUUGCAUACUCGGGUCUUGCAUGCGCCGUCUACGCUCUGCUGACUGGAACCAUUGGGUUCUUGACUGCAUAUGCUUUCGUGCGUAGAAUCUAUGGUGCCAUCAAGGCUGAUUGA